AUGGUUCAUUUUUUUAUAGAAUUAUUUUUAUUCAGACAAGUUCCUAGUUAUAUUUUAGAUUGUCAUGGUUUAGUAUGCCUUUACAAUGAAAUUAUUGAUCUCGAUUCAUAUAAAUGUCAAUGUGAAUCUUAUGCAACAAGUAAACAAUGUGAAAAUCUUGAUUGUACAUUAUUAUCUGAUGAUUGUAAAUAUGGAAAUGAUAAAUCAUUAUGUACACAAUAUUCAAAUAUUUCUAAUGAAUGUCCUAAAUUUUGUGGUUUAUGUUCUCGAUAUGAUGAAAUGAAAAAAUAUUAUGAUUCACUCGAGAUAUUAUCAAAUAUUGGAAUUCAAACGAUAGAAAGCACUCAAUCUGUUAUAUCAUUUAGAAAUAUGUCUUUUCAUUUAGUUUUUAUUUAA
Messenger RNA from Rotaria sp. Silwood1, 396 nucleotides. Lineage: Eukaryota; Metazoa; Rotifera; Eurotatoria; Philodinida; Philodinidae. The record is from the annotation of a GenBank genome assembly.